Spea bombifrons (plains spadefoot toad) is the source of this 1151-nucleotide messenger RNA. Its product is annotated as inactive hydroxysteroid dehydrogenase-like protein 1. The record is from RefSeq and is a predicted model, not a curated record. Gene Ontology annotation, molecular function: oxidoreductase activity. The transcript is spliced from 4 exons. NCBI's taxonomy places the organism in Eukaryota, Metazoa, Chordata, Amphibia, Anura, Pelobatidae. The coding region runs from base 22 to 987 and encodes 321 amino acids.
GCUUCCGUAACAAAAGCCUUAAUGCCGAUAUAUGAGGGCGUUUCACGCACGUAUUACAGCCACAUGAAGUUUCUGGCAGUGGUGGGAGCCUGUUACACCAUUCACAAAGGCAUUCAUCUACUUGGCGAGUGUUACAAACUGAUCGAGUUGAGUAUCGCCUCUCGUUUCCUGAUGCCAAACCUGCUCAAUCGUUAUGGGAAAUGGGCUGUAGUUACUGGAGCUACUGAUGGUAUUGGGAAGGCAUACGCAGAGGAGCUGGCAAGCCGUGGCAUGAACAUUAUCCUGAUCAGCCGCAAUAGAGAGAAGUUACAGACAGUGUCUGAGGCCAUCGCUGCUAAGUAUGGGGUUCAAACCAGCUUCAUAGAGGCAGACUUCAGCAAGGGCCGGGAGGUCUUUCCUGCCAUUAGGGAUGGCCUCAAACACGUGGAUGUCGGCAUCUUGGUGAACAACGCCGGAGUUUUGUAUGAAUAUCCCGAGAGGGUUACUGAGGUCCCAGAGGACAAAGUGUGGGAGAUCAUUAACGUCAAUAUAGCUGCAGCCACAAUGAUGGUGCAUAUAGUACUGCCGGGUAUGGUACAGCGGAAGAAGGGAGCCAUUGUCAACGUGGCCUCUGUUACAGCCUGUUUUUUAUGUCCUCAAAUUGCUGUUUACUCUGCCUCCAAGGCGUUCCUGGACAGUUUGAGCCGAUCUCUGCAUCAUGAAUAUGCUUCCGAGGGGAUUUUUAUACAGAGCUUAACCCCUUUUUUUGUGGAGACCAAUAUGAUCGCAAUGAGCAACCAUCUCCUGAAACAAUCUGUGUUUGUUCCUAUACCAAAAGAUUAUGCGCGCCAAGCCGUGCGCACCAUUGGAGUGUGUCGGAGAACAACAGGAUACUGGUCGCAUCACAUCCAGCUUUACUUGGCUACCAGCCUCCCAGAAUGGGCAUGGGUACCAGUGAUCACCUGGAUUUUCAACACCGUUCGCAAAGAAUAUUUCUCCAGUAGAUAAACUGAGCAGUGCGAUCGAGUAAUUCUUCUUUGAUGUAUGCCAAUGCAUGAAAAACACCUGUUUUCCCUCUGUUCCAUUUUUGCUGUUUGGUUACUCUUUCUCUAUCAAGAAAAUAGAUUAAGCCAGAUUAAGGUGUUGGGUAUUGUAGUCCAAGAACAUGGUUG